Adineta ricciae is the source of this 960-nucleotide messenger RNA. NCBI's taxonomy places the organism in Eukaryota, Metazoa, Rotifera, Eurotatoria, Adinetida, Adinetidae. The record is from the annotation of a GenBank genome assembly.
AUGACUACCACAUUGGAAACGUUUCAAUCUUUGUUUAAUGGAAAUACGAAAAAUAAAAGUUAUCGAACAGAUAGUGGCAAAGUUCAUUCGAUAGACUGGAAUGUUGAUGGAAGUCGACUAGCCAGUGGAUCGAUAGAUAAAAGUGUGGCCAUCUUUUCAUAUGAUGGCAAAGGUUCAAUGGUUAAGGAGCGUACUUAUCGUGAACAUGGAGAAGAAAUCAACCAAGUUGCAUGGCAUCCAUGUAUUUCACACAGUGUGGCAACAGCAAGUUCAGAUCAACUGGUGAAAAUCUUCGACACGAGAACGGAUCGAUCGAAUGCAACGAUUGAAACAAAAGGAGAUAAUAUCAAUCUUGCCUGGUCGCCUGAUGGUACAACGAUUGCUGUUGGAAAUAAAGAUGAUCUUAUAACAUUUAUCGACGUGAAAAGUUCGAAAAUUAUACACGAAGAGCAAUUUCACUACGAAGUCAAUGAGAUAUCUUGGGAUCGAACGGGAAAUCUAUUUGCUGUUACGACUGCACAUGGUACAGUAGUAUUCUUCGAUGCACUUGGCAUACAAAAAGACAAAGAUAAGCGUUUGGAAGAAUUACAUUGUCUAACGGCACAUACAGGCAACUGUAUUUGUCUUGAAUUCGAUCCAACAGGAAGAUAUUUUGCAGUGGGUGCUGCAGACGCAUCUGCAUCGAUUUGGGAUGUGUCUCAACUUGUCUGUUUGACUGUUCUUACAAGAACUGAAUGGGUUGUUCGUGGUCUCAGUUUCGGCUAUCAAUCGCAAUUACUUGCACUAGCAUCGGAAGAUCCGUACAUAGAAAUUGCCAAAGUUGAUACAGGUGAACGUGUCUUUGCAUUGAAAUGUGAUGCUCAAACAUUAACAGUCGCAUGGCAUCCGAAGGCACCGGUUCUUGCCUAUACUCUAGAUGAUGACUUGGGAAGUGUGCGUCUAUUUGGUGUGCUUGAUUGA